AUGGCGAAAAUAGGGAUGACAACAUACCUGAUGCUGGUGAUGUGCACAAGCAUGAUAUUCUCCACUGCCUCGGCGCAAUGCCAAGGCGACUUCCAAGGCCUCAUCCAGCAAUGCUCCAGAUUCGUCCAGCGACCGGGCCCUCAACAGGCCCCGUCUCAGGGCUGUUGCAACGUCAUUAGGGACGUCGAUCUGCCAUGCAUCUGCCAGCAUGUCAAUAGCCAAGUUGAGAAGAUAAUCAGCAUGCAAAAAGCAGCUUUUGUUUCUGCAUCCUGUGGCAAGCCACCAGCUCGUGGAACCAAAUGUGGAAGCUAUACUGUUCCAUGA
Messenger RNA from Salvia splendens (bonfire salvia), 324 nucleotides. RefSeq lists its product as uncharacterized. The record is from RefSeq and is a predicted model, not a curated record. The transcript has 2 exons. NCBI's taxonomy places the organism in Eukaryota, Viridiplantae, Streptophyta, Magnoliopsida, Lamiales, Lamiaceae. The coding region runs from base 1 to 324 and encodes 107 amino acids.